This is a messenger RNA of Rangifer tarandus platyrhynchus (Svalbard reindeer), 1086 nucleotides long. NCBI's taxonomy places the organism in Eukaryota, Metazoa, Chordata, Mammalia, Artiodactyla, Cervidae. The record is from the annotation of a GenBank genome assembly.
AUGGGCCUCUCCCCCUUCCUGGGAACCCUGAACACCGGGGGGUCGUUGCCAGAUCUAACCAACCUGCACUACUCAGCGCCACUGCCAGCCUCCCUGGACACCAGUGACCACCUCUUUGGAAGUAUGAGUGUGGGGAACAGCGUGGGCAACCUUCCCGCUGCCAUGACUCACCUCGGCAUCAGAGGCUCUUCUGGUCUCCAGAGUUCUCGGAGCAACCCCUCCAUCCAGGCCACGCUCAGCAAGACAGUUCUCUCCUCCUCCCUCAACAGCCACCCGGAGGCCUCCGCUCCCAGCGCCUCUGCCCUCCACCCCUCACUCCGCCACUUCUCGCUCAGCAACCCAUCCCUUUCCACCACCAGCCUGAGCGGCCCCUCCCGGCGCAGGCAGCCACCUGUCAGCCCCCUCACGCUGUCUCCUGGCCCUGAAGCACAUCAAGGUUUCAGCCGACAGCUCUCUUCAACCAGCCCCUUGAACCCGUAUCCUGCCUCGCAGAUGGUGUCCUCGGAUCGAAGCCCACUCUCAUUCCUGCCCACAGAAGCUCAAGCCCAAGUGUCCCCCCCGCCCCCUUACCCUGCAGCCCACGACCUGCCCCAGCCUCUGCUGCAGCAGCCCCAUGCCCAGGAGCUGCCUGCCCAGCAGCCCCAGGCGGCCUCAUCGCUGCCCCAGUCGGACUUCCCACUCCUCACAGCACAGGGCUCAUCUUUGACCAGCUUCUUCCCAGAUGUAAGCUUUGACCAGCAGUCCAUGAGGCCAGGUCCAGCCCUUACUCAGCAGGUGCCCCUGGUGCAACAAAGUCCCCAAGAACCACAGGACUCCUUUCAUUUGAGACCAAACCUGUAUUCCAACUGCGGGAAUUUCCCAAACACCGUCCUGACAGAAGACUCGAGCACCAGCCUGUUCAAAGACCUCAGCAGUGCACUGGCAGGCAUGCCCGAGGUCAACCUAAGCGUGGACACUCCGUUCCCACUGGAGGAAGAGCUCCAGAUCGAACCUCUGAGCCUGGACGGACUCAACAUGUUAAGCGAUUCCAGCAUGGGUCUGCUCGACCCCUCUGUAGAAGAGACAUUUCGAGCUGACCGACUGUGA